Molecule: messenger RNA, 764 nt
Organism: Alnus glutinosa
Lineage: Eukaryota; Viridiplantae; Streptophyta; Magnoliopsida; Fagales; Betulaceae
Product: protein PROTON GRADIENT REGULATION 5, chloroplastic
Exons: 2
Coding region: 176-559 (127 amino acids)
Biological process (GO): photosynthetic electron transport in photosystem I; response to high light intensity
Cellular component (GO): chloroplast
Molecular function (GO): electron transfer activity
Source: RefSeq, a predicted model, not a curated record
CCAAUAAAAAACCCAAGGCUCUCAAAAUUACACCAAAAUAUCCCCUCCUUCACAAGCUAGAGCACAUAAAGCCCAUCAGAAACACCCAUCACAAGUUCUUAGUCCUAACAAGCAAGAAAAAGGGUCUCCAAAUUUCUUUGAGAAUAGCCUGCCCUGCUGGUGCUUGUGUAUUCCAAUGGCCACUUCAAUAUCUGCAACUGGGUUUAAGGGAAGUUUGUGUUCGUCCUUCCAUGGAAGCUGGGGAACUUCAAUGGUCGGAGAAGAUUACAGCAUGCUAGCCAAGUCGGUACCGAAACAUGUCCGAGUCGGAAAGCCGGUGCGAGCGCAACCUAUCAUGAAGAACGUCAAUGAAGGAAAGGGUGUUUUUGCUCCGAUUGUUGUUGUUACUCGUAAUCUUAUAGGCAAGAAGCCCUUCAAUCAGUUGAGAGGAAAGGCAAUUGCUUUGCACUCACAGGUGAUUACUGAAUUUUGCAAGUCAAUAGGAGCAGAUGCCAAGCAAAGACAAGGUUUAAUUCGACUGGCCAAGAAGAAUGGGGAGCGACUAGGAUUCCUUGCAUAAUGGAAGAUCAAAUACGUUUUGUUCAGUCAUGAGAAAUGUUUUUAAGUUCAUAGUUUCUAAGAUUUGGCAUGUAAACUACCUUACUAUCUUAUCAAAUGCACUUCUCAGUUAGCUGUAAUAUUCUUCAGUUGUCUGAAUAAAAGUCCCAUACAAGUUAGCAUUUUGGGAGGGCUAACUCCCAAGUGCAGACUGACUAAUUUAUUAA